This is a messenger RNA of Psylliodes chrysocephalus, 1237 nucleotides long. The record is from the annotation of a GenBank genome assembly. Lineage: Eukaryota; Metazoa; Arthropoda; Insecta; Coleoptera; Chrysomelidae.
ACUUAAGUACUUUACAAUUUAUUAUAUAUAAUAAAACGUCACCAAAUCGCAUAAUAGUAUUCAAAAUGAUUUUCUUUAGAAAUAUUUUAUGUAUUUCUUACAUUUUCAGUUUAAUAGUAUUUGCUUUAGGUAGACACAGUGUAAAAAUAAUUGAGGGUGGAGAUGCUGACAUAAGAGAUUUCCCUUAUAUGGCUGCUUUAACGGAAGUUGGUAGAGUUAUUAGCUGUGGAGCCGCUAUUAUUAACGAAAAUACGUUAUUGACAGCUGCGCACUGUCUACUUGACGAGAAAUUAUCUUGGAUAACAAUUAAAUAUGGUAGUACAAUAUUUCAAGAGGGCAUAGAAACAAAUGUCUCUCAGGCUUAUAUACACAAAAAUUUUAAAAACACCACCCCUCCGAUGACAGAUGAUAUUGCAGUAUUGAAGGUUGAUCCUCCUAUAGUUUUUAGUGAAACCGUCCAACCAAUUAAAUUACCGCAAAAGAAUGUACCCAAUCCAGCAGGAAAACUUGCAAAGUUCGCAGGAUGGGGUAAAACAAACGAUACUUAUUACGUGCAAUCAAAUAUACUCCAAAAAGUAGAUAUGACGAUAAUCGAUGAUAAAACAUGUGAAGAAAUUUGGAAAAAUACUACUAAUCCGGUCGACACUGAAAAGGAAAUAUGUGCACAAGCUGAUAUGUCUGAUGGUAAAAGAAGAGGACCGUGUUAUGGUGAUUCAGGUAGUCCACUAGUUAUUGAUGGAGUUCAGUAUGGAAUCAUUUCAAGUUUCCAUGAUGGAUGUGGAAUUGCGGAAUACCCAAUUGUUUACACCAGGGUGGCCCAUUAUUUAGACUGGCUUUCAGAUAAAAUAUAAAUUUGUAAUUUUAUACCGACUAAAUUUCAAUAAUUGUAUUCCUUUUUCGUAACUUUUAAUAAAAUAUAGUCUUUUUAAGGUUAGAGGAUGUGUUUAAUUAAUACUGUUAAUAGAAAAUACGUAGCUUAAUCAAAUUUGAGAAAUAUGGUAUUGCUACAAUCGUGAAUAGAGGGGAGGGCGAAAAACUUUUUUUUAAAUUUAGUAUUAUUUAUGUGCCGAUAUCUCUUUCAUGUACUUCAACAUUUGAAUCUGGCAUUUUUAAAAUAAAAAAUAUUAUUUAGCUAAGAAUGAAAUAAACAAACUAUACGGCCAGAAGAUUGGAGAAAAUGUUUCCACUAAUGAUUUUUGUGUAUGAAAAUUAUAAAUAAAUGUUUUUUAUUAAUAAA